AUGCUCUGCCCUUUCUGCAAUAUUAAUGCAGAAACUGUUUAUCACAUUCUCGUGCAAUGCUCUGUUGCACACUCUUGCUGGAAUCGUUCAAGUGUGCACUUGAAUGCUGUCUCCGAAGUGGUUUUUGAGGACUGGUUUUGGCAUCUUUUUGAAGUAAACUUGACAUCUAAUGUGGAGGAAGCUUUAAUGAUUUGUUGGGCGAUUUGGAAUGCCCGAAAUGAUUUGCUAUGGAACCAAAAAAGUUCGGCUGCUGCUACAAUUGUUCUUUCAGCACGUUCUAACCUUAAUCAAUGGAAAUGCGCUCAACAAAGGCGAAUGGAACCUCUAACUCAUGUUGCUCAUGGAGUAGAGGAUGAGCGUUGGACUAAACCGGAUAUUAACACGAUUAAGGUAAAUGUUGAUGGAGCAAUUUUUCAAGCUUCGAAUUCUCAUGGUUUUGGCUUCAUAGCUAGAGAUUGUGAUGGUAUCAUGAUUGAAGCCCGUACUUCUAUUACUCUCGGAAGUGCCUCCCCUGAAGUGGCUGAAGUUAUUGGUAUCAAAGAAGUUUUGAGUUGGCUCAAGACUAAGACUUGGCCUUCGGUGAUUGUUGAGACGGAUUGCCUUGUUGCUGUUCAAGCAAUACAUAGCUCGGUGUGCCUCCCUUCUUACUUCGGAUUUCUGGUUUCGGAUUGUAAGAAUUUGCUUGAUGAAUUAUCUAAUGUCUCUUUGAUUUUUGUUAAACGCACUGCUAAUAAGGCCGCGCAUUUCCUUGCUCGGAGCUCUUGUUACUCGUCAGUACGUAUCUUUGAUGUAACCAACUCACCUUCUGAGUUGACGAACAUUGUAAUGGCUGAUUCUAUUUAA
Messenger RNA from Cannabis sativa, 843 nucleotides. RefSeq lists its product as uncharacterized. NCBI's taxonomy places the organism in Eukaryota, Viridiplantae, Streptophyta, Magnoliopsida, Rosales, Cannabaceae. The record is from RefSeq and is a predicted model, not a curated record. The transcript has a single exon. Bases 1 to 843 code for a protein of 280 amino acids. Gene Ontology annotation, molecular function: nucleic acid binding; RNA-DNA hybrid ribonuclease activity.